Molecule: messenger RNA, 3735 nt
Organism: Cyprinodon tularosa
Lineage: Eukaryota; Metazoa; Chordata; Actinopteri; Cyprinodontiformes; Cyprinodontidae
Gene: bnip3lb
Product: BCL2 interacting protein 3 like b
Exons: 6
Coding region: 191-862 (223 amino acids)
Biological process (GO): defense response to virus; positive regulation of apoptotic process; mitochondrial outer membrane permeabilization
Cellular component (GO): mitochondrial envelope; mitochondrial outer membrane; nucleus
Source: RefSeq, a predicted model, not a curated record
UUACUGUAGGCCAGCUAACCCUACGAAAACAAACGGGUUGAGCGGCGCCUUGGGUUGGCGUGUCAGUUUUUCAUUCUGUCGUCCAGGGCUGAAAACACCUCGGCUUGGUUAUAUUAAAGUUCAUCUGAAUGUGUAGAGAGAGGGAUAGCUUCUGCUGCUAAAGCAACCUCCCCCCUUACUGGGAACCACAAUGUCCGAAGCGGCUAACGUUACCUCAACAGACAAUAACGGAGAGUCGGGGCUUAACGGGUCCUGGGUAGAGUUGGGGAUGAACAGAAAUCCUCAGGCCCAGUCCUCGUCCACGCCUGGGCCAAGUCUGCUGCCUCUCACUCAGGUGGAGGAAGAGGAGGCCAUAGUGGGGGGGUUGGAGCACGUCCCAUCGUCCUCAUCAAUCCACAACGGAGACAUGGAGAAGAUCCUACUGGACGCCCAACACGAGUCGAGCCGCAGCAACUCUUCUUGUGACAGCCCCCCAAGGCCCCACUCCCCCCAGGAGGAGGGACAGAUCAUAUUCGACGUGGACAUGACCAGCAGAAGAGACAGUCAGUCUGAAGAGGAUGUCUUGGACAAAGACAGGGACAGGGACAGGGACAUGGACAUCCUGAUGAAGGAUGCAGACUGGGUUGCCGACUGGUCCAGUCGACCGGAAAACAUUCCCCCCAAGGAGUUUCAUUUCCGCCACCCUCGCCGCUCAGUGACACUCAGUAUGAGGAAGACCGGGGCCAUGAAGAAAGGAGGGAUCUUUUCUGCUGAAUUUCUCAAAGUCUUCAUCCCCUCACUGCUGCUAUCGCACAUCCUCGCUCUGGGUCUGGGCGUCUACAUUGGAAAGAGGUUGACCACGCCGCCGGCCAGCUCCUUCUGAACUUGAAGAAAACUGCCUGAGAAGUUGCCACGAGCCGUUUAUGGAGGAAGUUUUGCUGUUGUGAGAAGAUUGCCCGUCUCCCAUCCCUCUUACUUUCCUGCCUGCCUCCCCUCCCCUUCUCUUCCACUCUGAGACAUGACUUUGCUUUUUGUUUUUUUAACGCCGUCUUUGCCAUAUUUCCUCCCUGAAUUUUAGCUUCCCUCUAGCUGUUUGUAGUCUUCACUCAUUGGAGCGUUUAAAGACUGAUCUAAGGUCAUGUCCCCCCCUAUUAAUAGGUCUAUAAGUUUAUAAAGGGUGGGUUUACUAGGAGGGUUGCAGCAUUAACUAAACUCCUGUUUCUCCACAUGUGAAUAUUUCAAAACGGAGACUGACCAGGGAGUGUGCCACAUGCGUGAAUUUGCCCAGAGCUCGAUCACGACCAAAUUUAGACUGAAAAGCACACUGAAAGUGUGAUCAUGCCUUUUUUCUUUUAUAUAUAUAUAUUUUUUUCCUGAAAGUGGCCAUUUUGUUUCUUCUUUAGCUAAUAUUGCCUAUUUUAUUUAUUUUGGAACCAGUAGUUGUUUAUAAAAAGGUUUUGACAGCCGCCAAUUCAAACAUGACCUUUUCAUUCGGACCAGUUCUGAAAGAAGAAGCAGGAAGAUUUUGCGCCUGGGAAGCGAAGCGUGUGCUGCUCUGACACGAACUGGAAACCGGUUUGGGUCGCUUAUCUGUCCAACUCUUGACGUUCAGUCUUGCUCAACUUUUUUAAUUGACUUUCUCCUGAAAGAUUUUCAAUAAGAAAAAAUGUAACCAAGAAAUUAACUUUUCUAUUAGGAGUUUCCUCUAUGAUAUAUGUAUUGUUUUAGAGAUGCUUUUGUUUAAGGAAAGCUUCACUCCUGCACUCCAAUGUGUGUCAUAAACAGUGAAAUACUCCAUGAACCUGCAGAUGAAGAAUGUGACUGUGCAAACGUGAAAAAGCACAAAGAGAUGGUGCCGGCAUUAUGCUGCGACAGAGACGUAGCAGCAGGUAGGCAGGCUUCAAUAACCUGAAGCUCAGUCCCAAACUGUAGAGCUUCAAUAGUAAAAAAAACAAAAACAAACUUUGGCCUCAGUGAGGUUGAACAGAUGUCGCCGUGAUUUGGUCUUUGCUGCAGCAGCAUCUGAAAUCAGAUAAAACUGGGUUUCCCUAGAGCUACAGAUGCAUCUCAGCAAAUCAGAAAGUCAUAAAUAUAUCACUCAUUUCUCAGAGAGUGAUUUAUUUUGAGUGUUUAAAUCUGUGAAUUUGGAUGAUUAUGAAAUCUUCAAAAUAAAUGGAAACUGAUCUGCUAAUUUUCCAGGGUUAGAAACAUGUUUUUUUUUUAAAGACUCUAUUCCUUAUUAGUUUCCCUAAACCAUAAACAUCUGAAUGUAUGAAACAUAAGGGCUUUUAACUUUUGUUUAUAUUUAUAUUAUCUUUUACCUUUUUAAACCUCACCAUACCUUCAGUAUUUGUCCAAAUCUAAUAACAUUUGUGAAUUAAGUCAGUGAAAGAACCCAGAUACCGAUUCAAAAACUCAGCAUUUACUCAUAUUCGACCUCAAGGACCUGUUCGGAUCAUUUUGAACCCUGUGGUUCUAAGCAUCAAAAUCACUUAUAAUAUUUUAGAAACCAUAUUAAGUUAUCAGAUCAGAAACCUGAAAAAAAAAAAAACAUCUUUGUGGUAAAAUGUCUAGAAUGUCAGAAACGCCUAGGCAUGUGAAACUCAGGAAAACUAUGGGACCUUUAAAAGGAUUUUUAAGUUCGACCGCUGUUCUCAGCUGUGUCUUCAGAGUUUUAGACUUGAUUCCAAAUUAAAUGAAAAAUGCACUUUCAUCUAAACAAUCCAGUCUUUUUCGGGAGGUUUUAAAACCCAGUGAUUCAACAGUCCUGUAUAUGUCUGUGUUUGGCGGCUCAUUAAGUUCUGACUCCAGCUGCUCUUUAAAAGUAUUUUCUUCAGGAAACAUGUGAGCUGUUUCUAUUUCACUUCCUCCUUUCAUUCAAUUUUCCUUUAAUAUUUUUUGUAUUACACCCCUCUGUCAGCAAUUAUUCUUUUUUUUUUUCUUGGCUUAUAAAGGAUGUUGAUCAACAUCCUUUAUAAGCCAAGAAAACAAUUCUCCACCUUAUCUCCACUAAAUAUAUUUUAUUGGUCUCACAAUUUCGAAGGACUGAAUAAUGUUUUUUCCAUGAACUUUAGGAAAUAAUCAUCCAAAAUGACAGAAAUUUUAUUUUUAAUGAUACUUUGAUUAGCUGAGAUGCACCUGUUGUUUGCAGUGUGGGUUUACCCUAUAGCGUUAGCAGAUGCGUUCUAUUUUAGGAGGAAAUUGAUUGAAAAUAUGAAUCUUUUUUGCACUUGUUGGACCGAAACAAAUCAAAAACGUUCCCCCGUUCCUUUACCAAAAAGAUCUCAGUGUUUGAUCUCAUGAUACAUUAAAAAAUCUAAAAAAAACUCAGCAUGCCUCUUUCAUUAAACACUUAACAACCAGCAGAUGCUAACCUCACGUUAUUUUCGUUUUCAGCCCCCAUUGCUUGUGGUUGUGUUUGUUCCUGCUGCAUUCAAACCGUAAAUUUUGUAUUCUUUCCCAUUAUUUGUUUUAAGUCGUUUUUAUUUUCCUGCUGUCAUUGAGAUUGUGAACGCACACAUUGGGAAUCAAGCUUGACAUGUAUAUGUUUAGAAAGUGGGAAAACUGUGAUGAAACUGGUUUCUGUUGAUGGCAGGGACUGAUGGAUGAAAAAGAAGCGUGGAGAGAGAUUUUCUCCUUUAGACUGGGAUGGUCCGAAAGUACUUCUUGUAUCAAUCCAUUUGCUUUCAUUUUUUUUCCUGCUACAUGAAGACAUUGAUAAACAUUUUGUCAAUAAAGAUGACCUGAGUGAAAUCA